GACGGAUGCCGCGGCUGCAGCCUUUCUUCCGGACCAGAACAGGUUGCAUUCCUCGCUGGAAAAUGCGCCUACCAUUCCACGAGAGGUGGCAAGGGCGCUGGAUGCGAAGCUACAGGACGUCGGAAUGUCGUCAAGAGGCCAGGUCACCAGCGGGAUCCCAGCUGGCAACAGGGAAAGCGAUGGUCGCGCCGUCGUCAUCACGGGGGCUGGCAGCACCGGCCUGCCGAGCGUAGCCGCGUGCCUCGAAGCACUCGGCCUCACAGGCGCGUCCCUGGCGGGGUACCUGACAGGGCGCCUUGCGGCGGCAGGCGAGGUGGAGGUCCAAGAGUGUGACUUUUCUCGUGCAGCCUUCCCCUUUUCCCCAGGCGAGGUCGAGGGGCUUGUCGAGCGCACCCGGGAGGAUCCAAUGCUGAUGGACCUAUAUGAGUUGGGCGCCGACUCGGACGUCUAUGCCUUCUGGGAUGAACUUUGUGGCUACGACCUCAGGGCGAUCGAGGAGGUCAAUGCGCUCCUUGUGCACAAUCUCACAGACCACUUCUACUUCACCUUUGGCGACUUCUUGGUCACCUAUCCUGUGCUGUACGGCGGGCGUGCGCGAGACGGUAACAUUGUCGCCAUCCUAGCAUCGGAGUGCUGGGCAUGAGGGCCGAAGGGCACGCUGCUAAUUAUUCAGGUCUCGGACUAAGUAAAGUUGGUUGUAGGGUGCAUGUCGUCUUGUGUGUCUACAAUACAUAAUCCUUGAGUGAGGCGCAAAUGCCCACUUCAUGC
Messenger RNA from Emiliania huxleyi CCMP1516, 768 nucleotides. RefSeq lists its product as hypothetical. Lineage: Eukaryota; Haptophyta; Isochrysidales; Noelaerhabdaceae. The annotation marks the transcript as partial. The record is from RefSeq and is a predicted model, not a curated record. The transcript has a single exon.